Molecule: messenger RNA, 1781 nt
Organism: Aspergillus piperis CBS 112811
Lineage: Eukaryota; Fungi; Ascomycota; Eurotiomycetes; Eurotiales; Aspergillaceae
Product: 3'-5' exonuclease
Exons: 3
Coding region: 211-1587 (458 amino acids)
Biological process (GO): nucleobase-containing compound metabolic process
Cellular component (GO): cytoplasm; nucleus
Molecular function (GO): 3'-5' exonuclease activity; nucleic acid binding
Source: RefSeq, a predicted model, not a curated record
GCCCUGUCGCUUUGUCGGUUCAAGGCUGCUGAAAUCCUACAUGAUGUAUUAAUUGAGCAGAUUGUUAUGAUUCUAUAUUCUUAUUAUGGACUUCUUUCAGUCAGUGUGCUUUGCGUGACUUGUAAGACUUGACGCGAUCUAUAAAGACCGGUGGCGGUGAUAGAAGCCGGCGGCAAGCGUCACUUUUUACUUCUUUUGAUCUGGUCUACUAUGAUGGCUUUCCGCGAAGCAGCUAUGUCUUGCUCGACCAAUGGAUAUAUGUGCGUACGCACAAUGCAAAACCAGGCUGCCAUGACAGCCACUCGCUCAAGGUUGCUGCGCAGGUCGUGCGCCUUGAUUCAGCAUAUGACGCUGAAUGGCUCAAUAAACAGGCCGUACUCUGCUCUGAAUAGUAGUAGCUGCUCUCCACGUUCCAGCUCGAGCAAAAAUGAGAAAGACAUUCUACAGAGCCUACCUGGAACAAGGCAUGUCUCUUCCAGGAUCGACAGUCGGUCCUGCGAACUUAAACCCCGGCCUUCACAGGCCAGCGACACUACACUUUGCAAUCAGACUUCUCCAUACACAUGUCGCCAAAAUGCCGCCCCUCAUAGCCACAGACAUAUAACCUAUCCAUUUCCAGCACAAGAAAGAUGCUAUAGCUCGAAUACCGUCCCGCGACCAAUGAUUGAGCAUAUAAUCGACAGUAAAGACGUCGGAGAACUCCAGACACCAGAAUCGCCAGUAUUACUAGCCAAGUCAGAAACACUGAGUGCAAGCAACAAUGACAUAGAUGAGUCGGCCUCAGAAAACCACCCAGCAGGAGAAUCAAAACCAGUCCUCACACCCGCCGAGGAUCCCCCAACACCCAAGUUCUGGAGCCACACCAUGCUCAAAAGCCCCGAAGGCAAAAACAUCAUCGUCCAUUACUGCAAAACACUCAAAAGCAGCGAAGACGUCGCGCAACUCUUCCUAAACGACAAGAUCCUCGGCUUCGACAUGGAAUGGAAAGCGCAGGCCUCCGCCUGGAACAGCAUCCAAGACAACGUAUCCCUGAUCCAAGUCGCAAACAGGGAGCGAAUCGCUCUCUUCCACGUCGCGCUCUUUAGACCAGGCAGAAAACUCAGCGACCUCGUCCCUCCAUCUCUCAAACAAAUCAUCGAAUCUCCAGACAUCACGAAGCUCGGAGUAUCAAUCAAAGCAGACUGCACACGUCUCCGCAAGUACCUUAAGAUCGAUGCGCACGGGAUCUUCGAGCUUAGCCAUCUCCAUAAACUGGUCAAAUACUGUCAGAUUAACCCGAAACUGAUUAACAAACGACCUGUCAAUCUCAGUGAGCAGGUGGAGGAGCACCUGGGGCUUCCGUUGGAGAAAGCGGAAGAUGUGAGGUGCAGUGAUUGGACGGUCUCUUUGAGUUAUCGUCAGGUGCAAUAUGCUGCAUCCGAUUCGUAUGCUUGUAUCUGCUUGUUUGAUACUAUGGAUGCGAAGCGGAAAGCCCUCGAUCCUCGACCACCUUUACCUGCUCAUGCGGAUCUGGAUCUGCCUAUUCGUAUUGUGCAGGAGCCGACUGUGACGACGGUCCCUGAUGAUGUUGUAGUGGUUAAGCCUUAGUGGCUUGCUCGAGACAGAGUAACGGUACAGUGGUUGCCACAGCAUAUGCAUACUCCCGCGAUGAAACAGGUCAGUUGCUUCCUGGUUUAAACAUAGAGCAACGUGAUAUAUCCUCUGUGGCUGUGAUGACCAGAUUUCAGGGCCAUAGACGUUGAAUAUCGGAUCUAUAUAGAUCUCAGAACUAGAACAUGAAA